This is a messenger RNA of Antrostomus carolinensis (chuck-will's-widow), 1221 nucleotides long. RefSeq names its product protein furry homolog. NCBI's taxonomy places the organism in Eukaryota, Metazoa, Chordata, Aves, Caprimulgiformes, Caprimulgidae. The annotation marks the transcript as partial. The transcript has 8 exons. The record is from RefSeq and is a predicted model, not a curated record. Gene Ontology annotation, cellular component: cell cortex; site of polarized growth. Gene Ontology annotation, biological process: neuron projection development; cell morphogenesis.
GUAAUCUUUUCUUCCUGUGGUGAUUUGGAUCUGAUUGAGCACCAAACAAGCUUGGUGUCUUCAGAAGACGGAACAAGGGAGCAGGAGAACAUGGAUGAUUCAAACAGUGAACAACAAUUCAGAGUCUUUAGGGACUUUGAUUUCCUAGAUGUUGAGCUGGAAGAUGGAGAGGGUGAGAGCAUGGAUAACUUCAACUGGGGAGUACGCAGACGGUCCCUGGAUAGCCUGGACAAGUGUGACAUGCAGCUGCUGGAAGAGAGCCAGCUCUCAGGGAGCACGCCCAGCCUGAACAAAAUGAACCAUGAGGACUCCGAUGAGUCAUCUGAGGAGGAGGACCUGACCACCAGCCAAAUCUUGGAGAACUCAGACCUAAUUAUAACUCUGUCCCCAUCUGAGGAUACAAAUCAUAUUGACUCACUUUCUACAUCAUGUGACACAACCUCAGCAGACCCUCAUCAUUUUAAUAUAGGAACGUCUAGCUUUGAUGUGUCUUUGCCUGAUAUGAAUAAUCUCCAAGUGUCUGAAGGAUCCAAGGUUGAAGCUGUACAUGAAGAACAAGAUACAGCAGUGCAUGAGGAUGACCUUUCAGGGUCAACAAAUGAACUCCCUGGAGCAUUUGAAUGCAGCGAUAGCCUUAGUCUGGAUAUGACAGAGACUGAAGAGAAAGUUGAGAGGCUGGAACAAUUUGCUCUGGCUAGUUUUGGAGAUGUUGAUCGAAAUGCCUCCCCUCCUCCCUCACCAUUUUUCUCUGCCAUCCUUGCUGCAUUUCAGCCAGCAGCAUGUGAUGAUGCAGAAGAAGCCUGGCGUAGUCAUAUCAACCAGCUCAUGUGCGACUCUGAUGGUUCCUGUGCAGUUUAUACAUUUCAUGUGUUCUCUUCCUUGUUUAAGAAUAUUCAGAAAAGAUUCUGCUUCCUAACUUGUGAUGCAGCUAGUUACUUGGGAGACAACCUGCGAGGAAUAGGCUCCAAGUUUGUGAGGUCUUCUCAGAUGUUAACAUCAUGUUCAGAAUGUCCCACCCUUUUUGUAGAUGCAGAAACACUGCUGUCUUGUGGCCUUCUCGAAAAGCUGAAGUUCAGUGUUUUAGAACUGCAGGAGUACCUGGACACAUACAACAACAGGAAAGAAGCAACACUCUCGUGGCUUGCAAACUGCAAAGCAACAUUUGCUGGGGGCUCACGAGAUGGAGUUAUUACCUGCCAGCCAGGGGACUCAGAAGAGAAG